GAAAGCAAAAGUGUUCAACUUUUUCUUUACAGCUUUGUUUGGGAUUCAUUAAUGAAAGCAAUACAAAUAUUAGAAAGAUACACAGUUCCUGUGCCUCAAAUAAUGCAACACAGAUGUUGAUAUGAACACGUGUGUGUGUGUGUGUCUGUCCUUGACAACGUGAGGGCGAUCGAUGGACAAACAGGUUUUCCCCUCUAGGUGACUCCUCUUCCCAUCGGGCUUAGCUGACCUGGUUUCAGUGCUCAGUCGGAUCUCACUUUUGAUCUCAGCACAAAUUGCAGAUGCAAUGAAAAUGUUUUUAACUGCUCCGUAACAGAAAAUAUUAACAGCGUUGUUUAUUUCACAGGGCUGUUGAUUCUUAAGUCACCUGGAUUUUCUCCUUGCUCAAAGACUUCUAACCAUUCAUUUCCUUUUUCUGUUUAGUGGUAACUGCAUCUCUGAGGCUCCCUUCUCUGUUCUUCCAGACUCGAUUCUCUCUCUCUCUCUCUCUCCCUCUCUCCCCCGUCCUUCCCUCCGUCCAUCUGGCACUAGAGGAAGUGAGAGACAGUUGGCGCUUGCUUGUCCAUACUGUAAUGGUGGCGGCAGAAAUGGCAGCUUCUGUCUCAUCCGUCCUCCUUCCUGUGCCUCCCUCACCCUCUCCUGAGAGAAGUAACCCAGAUUUAAAAAUGAAUCGCUGCCUCUCUCUCUCUCUAUCUCUCCCUCUCUUCCUCUUCCUCUCCCUCUCUCUCUUCCUUUCUGUUGCUACAUCUCUCAUCUUCCUAGUAAAAACAGGAUCAAUCUUGGAAAGAGAAUACCACCUCUCUGUUUUGUCCUCCUCCUCGCCCUGCCUGUGGGUUAACGGAUAUCUACCACUUCCCUCUUCUGUCUCUGGUUCAUUGAAAACUUGAAUCUCUUGAAACGCUUAUUGCUUUAGCUUUUUUUUUUUCUUUUUUUAAAGGAUUUUAUUUUAUUUUAAAAUUUUGGCUGAUUCUUUUUGACUAAAGCACCAUUUAUCUUGAUCUCUUUGAGAUCUACAGGUGUGAUACCUUACCCUUUCUUUUGAAGUGAGCCCAACAAGGAGAAGAAGGGGAGGAGGAAGAGAAGAAAGCUGUCCUUAAGUCAGGCUAUUCCUCCAAAACCGCCCAAAAUUCAGGCAACAUGUCCAUCCCAGUCUCCCCUCCCCCAUCCCUCUCCCCGCUGACGCUGGCUUCUCCAACGCCGGCGACCUCCCCCGGUGUCUCCCCGCUGCCGUCGCCCCUCUCCCCCCCAGCCCGGGUGCCUGUGUUCCAGAGGAGGGGGGCACUCAAACACAAGAGGAUUGUCGAGGUGAAAGACCACCAGUUCACUGCCCGCUUCUUCAAGCAGCCCACCUUCUGCAGCCACUGCACUGACUUCAUCUGGGGCAUCGGCAAACAGGGAUUCCAAUGCCAAGUUUGCAGCUUUGUGGUUCACAAAAGAUGUCACGAGUUUGUGACCUUCACUUGUCCUGGCUCUGUGGCGGGCCCCAAACCAGAUGACCUGAAGACUCAACACAUGUUUAAGGUGCAGACUUACUCCAGUCCCACCUUCUGCGACCACUGCGGCUCGCUUCUGUACGGACUCAUACACCAGGGCAUGAAAUGUGGCUGUUGUGACAUGAACGUCCAUCGACGAUGUGAGACCAGCGUUCCCAGUCUGUGUGGCCAAGACCACACAGAGAAGAGAGGAAGGAUCCACCUUACCGUCAGAGGAGAGAAGGAGGAUGUCUUUGUCACAGUGCGGGAGGCUCGUAACCUGAUGCCCAUGGACCCAAACGGCCUGUCGGACCCGUACGUCAAACUGAAAUUGAUUCCAGACCCAAAGAGCCACAGCAAACAGAAGACCAAGACCAUCCGCUCAACACUCAAUCCCAUCUGGAACGAGAGUUUCACCUUCUCAGUGCGCGGCCCCCAGUGGGACAGGCGUCUCUCUGUGGAGGUGUGGGACUGGGACCGCACGUCCAGGAACGAUUUCAUGGGAGCGCUGUCGUUCGGAGUGAGUGAGAUCUUCAGGCGCCCCAUCAGCGGCUGGUUCAAGCUGCUGGCCCAAGACGAGGGAGAGUACUACAACAUCCCCGUGCCGGACCCAGACCUGGAGGAGCCUCAGUUGGACGGCACCACGCCGUCUCUGCCUCAGGCGCUCCCCGCAGCGCUGACCGAACCGUUCCCAGCGGCUCUGUCCCCGAGCCCCUCACCGUCCUGUCCACCGGUCCACGCCCCCGGCCCCGCCAAGGUCCAAGUGGGCAUCCUGGACUUCAACUUCCUCAUGGUGCUGGGCAAAGGCAGCUUCGGCAAGGUGCUGCUGGCGGAGGAGCGAGGCAGCGAGCGCCUGUUUGCCGUGAAAGUGUUGAAGAAGGACGUUCUCUUCCAGGACGAGGACACAGAGAGCGCCAUGGUGGAGAGGAGGGUUCUGGCGCUUUCCUCUCGCCCUCACUUCCUCACAUCUCUCUACUGCGCCUUCCAGACUGAGGACCGUCUGUAUUAUGUGAUGGAAUACGUCAAUGGAGGAGACCUGAUGUUUCACAUUCAGAUAGUCGGCAAGUUCAAAGAGCCCCAUGCAGCGUUUUAUGCAGCAGAGAUAGCGGUCGGCCUCUUCUUCCUGCACAGCAAGGGCAUCAUCUACAGGGAUCUGAAGCUGGACAACGUGCUGCUGGACAGCGAGGGCCACAUAAAGAUUGCCGACUUCGGGAUGUGCAGGGAGGGCCUGCUGGAGGGCGACACCACGCGCACCUUCUGCGGCACCCCUGACUACAUCGCCCCUGAGAUCGUGGCAUAUCAGCCCUAUGAUAAAGCAGUGGACUGGUGGUCCUACGGAGUUCUGCUGUACGAAAUGCUGGCGGGACAGCCACCAUUCGAUGGUAUUGACGAGGAGGAGCUGUUUCAGUCCAUCAUGGAGCAGAGUGUGGUUUACCCAAAAAGCCUCACUCGUGAAGCUGUCUCCAUCUGCAAGGGACUCCUGACGAAGCACCCGGCCAAGCGCCUGGGCGGGGGGGAGGAUGCCGAGACCGAGAUCAAGGAGCAUCCAUUCUUCCGCUGGAUUGACUGGGACCGCCUGGAGAGGCUGGAGAUCCAGGCGCCCUUCAAGCCCAGAACUGGUGGAAGGAAAGGAGAAAACUUUGACAACUUCUUCACAGCAGCGGCGCCGGCGCUGACUCCCUCUGACCCGGAUGUGCUAGCAGCCAUCGACCAGGAGGACUUCCAGGGCUUCACCUUCCAAAACCCCGACUUUGCCCCCUCGCCACUCACGGCUGUUUGAAAAUGGCUUCCAAAGCGGCUCCAACAACACCUCUAUCAAAAUACCCCGUUCAUCCCCAUAAUGGUAGUUUUAUAGGGAAAAUAAAUCUUCGAAGAUGAGAACUAGCGGCGAGUAUUCAAGACAUCCCGUAACCAAAUACUGACGUUUACAAGAAAAAGCCAAGACACCUUUAUAUUUAAGCACUCUCUUUGUUGGAUGCAUUGGAUAUAUUACAGUAUAUAUAUAUAUAUAUAUAUUGAUAGUCACAGAAUAUGUUUUAGCCACACAAACAAAGCCUGGAUAAUACCAUUGAAUGUCAUGUUAGAGGUUUUUGGGAGACAACCCUUGACUCGGUAAAGGAUGUAAUGCAUGCAGUGUUUUUAGAAUGAAUUGCUUUGACACACUAGAUUUAUAUAGCUGUAGAUUUUUCAAAUAAUUAUACACGUGUAAACCAAUUCAUCUCAAACGUUCCCCGUGAGUAUUAAAAAUGGUUUAGUGAUGUGAGAAUUUUAAAGUUUUUUUUUUUUUCACACACAGGUCACAUAGCUGGUCAAAUGUUUGUUAGCAGGUUUAUUCUAGUGGAAUCGUGUGUUCUCCACAGUACAGGGAUUGAGCAUCACAACCACCCCAAUGUGUCUUACUGAAAGUGGGUGUUGACACUUUGACCACAAUUCAAACUGAGCGAGUGGUCUCUUUCGGUGGAAGAGCUCAGUCAGUUUGUUCUGGCCCCCGGCUCCAACCCUGAAUUUAACAUCACACCGGUGACCUCAGAUGACCCCUCCCCUGCUACGCUGAAACAACGCAGCCCCUCCCUGCUCUGCCUGACUCUAUUGUCACUGCCACGUUUUUUUUCUAUUAUUUUUCACCGAGCUUUUGCCGCUAACUGCGUUGCAAUACAGAAUCGUCGUGCUUAUCGAUGCCCUCUUAGAUCUACACUGAACUAUGGAAAUACAGUCUUUGAAAAUACACGUUUAAUCAUGUUUUCAAGAUGCUUCAUACAGUUCCAAAGUAAUUCAUCAUUUUUGACGUGUGAGCCGGCAAGCUUUUUGCCGCGUUAUGACGCACUCGCAGCAUUGAUUGGGCAUAAUUAGAAGUGAGCCUCACUUGGACUGUUCAAUACAUGGAAAACUGAUAGCAGGGCUGUCAUUAAGCGCUAUCUGAGCAGGGCUGGCUAUCAAACAUACCGUUUAAUAAUCCCCUUCCAGCGCUCUUAUCUCACAAACCAGCCAGUUGUUUCACACACAAAUCAGUUUUCUUUGACUCAUCUUUAUUUUAAAUUCUAUGUCAGCAUAUCGGUGAUUACAACCAUCUCUCAUCCAGCGGAAUAACAUCUGGCAGUGCGCAUGUGUGUCCCUUUUAAAAUGGACAGCUAUAAAAGUUCAGAGCAGUUGAUCUGAUGGCUCAGCUCAGUUUGGCUUGAGGUCAAGUGUCACAAGAUUUCAAGGCGAUAGAUGAAACAACCGAUAAUAAAACAAAGGAAAAUGUAUGUGUCUGUCAGAGUGAACUUCUGUGUUUUUUUUCUGCUGGAAUAAAGAACAUCAAAAUAAAAACAUUUAAAAAA
Messenger RNA from Pungitius pungitius (ninespine stickleback), 4792 nucleotides. RefSeq names its product protein kinase C, gamma (gene prkcg). Gene Ontology annotation, molecular function: diacylglycerol-dependent serine/threonine kinase activity; ATP binding; zinc ion binding. NCBI's taxonomy places the organism in Eukaryota, Metazoa, Chordata, Actinopteri, Perciformes, Gasterosteidae. Gene Ontology annotation, biological process: peptidyl-serine phosphorylation; intracellular signal transduction. The record is from RefSeq and is a predicted model, not a curated record. The transcript is spliced from 17 exons. The coding region runs from base 1138 to 3252 and encodes 704 amino acids.